Messenger RNA from Scomber japonicus (chub mackerel), 1418 nucleotides. RefSeq names its product major histocompatibility complex class I-related gene protein-like. The transcript is spliced from 10 exons. Gene Ontology annotation, biological process: immune response. The record is from RefSeq and is a predicted model, not a curated record. The coding region runs from base 111 to 1418 and encodes 435 amino acids. Gene Ontology annotation, cellular component: external side of plasma membrane. NCBI's taxonomy places the organism in Eukaryota, Metazoa, Chordata, Actinopteri, Scombriformes, Scombridae.
CAGACCUGUGUAGCAGGAGGGCACAGCAGUUUGUCACCAUUUAAAACACGGCCCAAUACUCGGAUAAUCUGAAUUUUAGAAACGCUAAUGGAGUCCACUUUGUGGCGAAGAUGUAUCUCAUCGCAGUGUUCGUACUUUUGGGGACAGGACUGACAGUAAACAGCGAGAAACACUCCCUCAUGUACAUCUACACCGGCCUCUCCAAACCUGUCGGACUUCCGGGCAUCCAUGAGUUCACAGCUAUGGGUCUGUUGGAUGGCAUGAUGAUUGACUACUAUGACAAUGAUAUCAAGGAAAAAGUUCCCAAGCAGGCCUGGAUGAAGGAGGAAAUUGAAGCAAAGUACUGGGAGAAAGGCACACAGUCCCGCCAAAGCAAGCAGCAGUGGUUCAAAGACAGUAUUGACAACCUGAAGAAACGGAUUAAUCAGACCGACGAUGAUCUCCAUGUUCUUCAGUGGAUGGUCGGCUGUGAGUUUGAAACAGAGCCUGAUGGCAUGUUAAAGUUUGUUCGUGGUGUGCACAUGUACAACUAUGACGGACAAGACUUCCUGUACUUUGAUAAUGCACACUCAGUGUGGGUUGCUGCCACUGGUGCAGCAAUCCCAACCAAGAUACAUUGGAAUGGAUUCCCGAAGCUAAAAGAUUACACUAAAAACUACCUGGAGUAUGAGUGUAAACAUUGGUUAAAGAAGUUCAUGAAAUACAGGAAAAACCAGACCAGCGCUGCCUCUCCACCAGAUGUGUACGUGUUUGCCAAGAAAACCAGAAUUGAGAGAAACAUCACGUUGACCUGCCAGGCCACAGGUUUCUACCCAAAAAACAUCACCCUUAACAUCAAAAGGAACGGCCACAUUGUGACUAAAGAGGACGGGUUGACCGUUUGUCCAAAUGAAGACGACACCUACCAAAUAAGAAAAAGUGUGGAGAUUUUAAAGAGUGACAUUUCUUCAUUCACAUGUGAAGUCAUUCACAGAGCAUCUAAUAUGUCUGUUGAGAAGGCCUGGAAUCAUAAAGUUGACGAUGGAGGAAACAACGGAGGCAUUAUUGGUGGGGCGAUUGGGGGCCUGGUUGCUGUCGUACUCAUAGCUGUAGUGCUGGUGGUGUUGAAGAAAAAAGGGAAAUUUGGAGGUGCUACACCCGCCAACGGAUCCAAUCAAUCUCUCAACAGCGAUGGAACCGGCUCUUCUGGUUCUGGUGGUUCUGAAGUCCCCAAAAAUGAAGAUGUGGCCAACCCUCUCCUGGGUGGUGAGAAGGAAAAGACAGGGUCCAAGGAGUCUCUGGACAGCAAGGACUCUGGUGUAUCUGCUGGAUCUGCUGAACCUCAAAGUGAGAGAUACACUAAUGAGGAGACUGAGGAGAGUCUGGUUUAUUUGUGGAACGUCAUUUCAAGCCUCAGGAAAGAGAUUAGAAAAGUGUGA